AUGGACGUCGGCGAAGGUCCUUCACAAACCUCCUCCUGCAGGAAUUCUGCAGAAACAAUUCAGGUCGGACAUACACUGCUCUUGAAACUACCCAGCGGGGAUAUCAAGACGUGGAAACUGGAGAAAGACUCAACAGCCAACCUCGGAAAAUUUGGGUCCUUUUACGCGAACGAGCUAAUAGACCAACCAUUUGGGCUGACCUAUGAGAUCGUUGACAAGAAGCUUAAGGUCAUACUCCCUCGCAGUUUGCAGGAAGUCGAGGAUACCGAUGCGACGAAUGAGUUGAUCAAUGACGGUCAAUGCGUCCAGCCCUUGACCACAGAGGAGAUUGAGGCAUUGAAGAAAUCCGGUCUUCAUGCAUCAGAAAUCAUCAAAAAACAGAUCGAACAACAUGCAAACUACUCGCUCAAAACAGAAUAUAGCAAGGAGAAGUAUAAAAAGAGGAAAGAGGCAAAAUAUUCCAAGUCCUUCGCUGUCGUUGCGCCUACUUUAUUCAAUGUUUGUGAUUAUUGGUUCAACAAAGACCAGAACAGACUGCGUGACAUCCGCCCUGACACAUUGUCGCAAAUGCUAAACUUGGCAAAUAUUCGACCUGGCGGUAGAUAUUUGGCCGUCGACGAUGCAUCUGGCGUUGUAGUUGCGGGAAUUCUAGAACGUCUUGGCGGUAAUGGACGGCUCCUUACAAUCUGUGAUGUCGACUCUCCGCCUGCGUAUCCCGUUACAGUGCACAUGAAUUUCAGGAAAGAAUACGCAGACAAAUUGUCCUCUCUUAACUGGGCCACUGCCGAUGAGGAGUAUGCACCAAGUGCGUUGCAAAUUAGAAUCAGCGAGCAUGAUAGCCUGAACACCACGUCACUCUGUAGUUGUUGCAUCACCGGAACCACCUACUGGAAAAUUCAAGUCAGAGGCACAAAAACAAAGAUCGAACAAGCGCAAAGUAGUCGCCGAGUCACUUUCGCAAACUCGAGAAGAGCUUUUUGCGGGUGA
Molecule: messenger RNA, 987 nt
Organism: Postia placenta MAD-698-R-SB12
Lineage: Eukaryota; Fungi; Basidiomycota; Agaricomycetes; Polyporales; Adustoporiaceae
Exons: 6
Coding region: 1-987 (328 amino acids)
Biological process (GO): tRNA methylation
Cellular component (GO): tRNA (m1A) methyltransferase complex; nucleus
Source: RefSeq, a predicted model, not a curated record